Aspergillus luchuensis is the source of this 1488-nucleotide messenger RNA. RefSeq names its product calcium-binding mitochondrial carrier protein. The transcript has 9 exons. Bases 1 to 1488 code for a protein of 495 amino acids. Lineage: Eukaryota; Fungi; Ascomycota; Eurotiomycetes; Eurotiales; Aspergillaceae. Gene Ontology annotation, biological process: transmembrane transport. Gene Ontology annotation, molecular function: calcium ion binding; ATP transmembrane transporter activity. The record is from RefSeq and is a predicted model, not a curated record.
AUGGACACUGGCGAGUCGCAAAAAGAUCGGGACCAGAGAGUCGCCCAACUCUGGCAGCGCUUGGAUACCAAGGGUGAAGGUCAUCUUGACUUCAAUGGUCUAAAGAAAGGACUAAAAAAGAUCGAUCACCCACUCAAGAAUGCGGACCCUAUGUUACGCGAUAUCAUCAAGGCAGUGGAUACCAACGGGGAUGGCUAUAUAGAUUAUCCUGAAUUCCGGACCUUCGUGGAUCAUACCGAAAUCGGCCUCUGGCAACUGUUCGACAGCAUAGAUCACAAUCAUAACGGCGAGAUCGAUAAGAAUGAGCUCAAGACCGCCUUUUCGAAAUCCGGGGUCACGGUCUCCAACGCAAGGCUGGAAGAAUUCUUCGCGGAGGUCGAUAGCAAUAAAGAUGGCGUCAUCUCGUAUGCGGAGUGGAGGGAUUUUCUUCUUUUCCUGCCGGCCUACUCGUCCUCAAACCUCCGCGCUGUCUUGUCAUACUACACCGCCACGGGAAAUCUUAACCCGGAAGGAGAUGUCCACAUCAAUGAUCUGCAGGGCUUAGGUUACUUCGUUGCCGGUGGUAUCGCAGGCGCAGUGUCCAGGACAGCGACCGCACCCUUAGACCGACUUAAGGUCUAUCUCAUUGCUCAAACCGGCGUGAAAAGUUCAGCUGUCCGCGCAGCAAAGGAUGGCGCUCCUUUGCGUGCCGCGGGGAAGGCAUCGAAAACCCUCGUCGAAGCUGUGAAAGAUCUGUGGCGUGCGGGCGGUAUCCGGAGUCUGUUCGCAGGCAACGGUCUGAACGUUGUAAAAGUCAUGCCCGAGUCAGCCAUCAAGUUCGGUGCUUAUGAAUCUGCAAAACGUGCUUUCGCCCGCCUGGAGGGCCAUGGUGACCCCAAACGCCUCAUGCCAGUAUCGCAGUUCCUGUCUGGAGGCUGCGGUGGAAUGGUUGCACAGUGCUUCGUCUACCCUCUUGAUACUUUGAAGUUUCGCAUGCAGUGUGACACCGUCGAAGGUGGCCUGAAGGGAAACCAGCUCAUUGCAGCUACUUUUAAGAAGGUGUGGUGCAAGCACGGCUUACUUGGCUUCUUCCGUGGCUUGCCACUCGGCCUUGUUGGCAUGUUUCCUUACGCUGCCAUCGAUCUGUCCACUUUCGAAUACAUGAAGCGAGCCUUGAUAGCGCGGAAAGCUCGCCUGAACAAUUGUCAUGAGGACGACGUGCCCCUGAACAACUUCACCACCGGAGCGAUUGGCGCUAUGAGUGGAGGAUUUGGCGCUUCGGUUGUCUAUCCACUCAACGUUCUCAGGACGAGAAUGCAAGCCCAGGGCACCGUUCUGCAUCCCGCGACCUACAACGGCAUUGGAGACGUCGCUCGCAAGACUAUACAGACCGAAGGACUGCGUGGCUUCUACAAAGGGCUGACGCCGAAUCUUCUCAAGGUCGCACCUGCGGUGUCCAUCAGCUAUGUCGUCUACGAAAAUUCGAAACGGAUGCUCGGGUUGAAAUAG